AGGAAAAAGCAAAUCUUAGGUCUACAUUUAUUGAUAGAUUUCAACAGGAAAUAUGGAUAAGUGGACAUUAUUCAUGAUAUUAUUUAUAAGUAUAUCAUAUAGUUCUUCAGAAGAAGUUGAUGAUGAAAAACAAAUGGAGACUUUUAAGAUCGAAGGAAAGGUUUCUGUGCCGGGUGUCAAGCCCGCAGACUGGGUACUGCUAACGAAAGUGCUGGUGGACGGCGGCGCGUUCGUCGGCUUUGUCAGAUCGGAUGGAAGUUUCGAGGUUCACGACGUACCUACUGGAUCCUACAUCGUAGAGUUCGCUCAUCCUAAGUAUAUGUUUGAAGCCACCAGAAUAGACAUCUCUGCCAGGGGCAAGAUCAGGGCUAGGAGAGUGAACAACGUCGACAGCAAGUCGGUGGUACAGGUUGCCUACCCACUGAAAGUCAGGAGUAAGGGGCUGGCAGGUUAUUUCCAGAAGAGAGAAGAGUUUAAAAUAGUGGAUGUCCUAAAAAACCCUAUGGUGCUUAUGAUGGUUUUGCCUGUAGUCUUUAUUGUCAUACUACCCAAGCUAAUCAACACACAAGAUCCAGAAUUACAAAAGGAAAUGUCGAACAUGAAUUUGAUGAACCAGAAGCAAGAUUUACCAGAUUUAUCUGAGAUGGCCACAAGCUUCUUUGGUGGAGGAUCAUCGGCUCCAAAGAAAUCCAAAGACAAGGCUAUUAAAGCCAAACGGAAAUAACAUUUUGUACUCUGUUAUCAUGUAGUAGAUGAUUGAUUACUUUUUGGUGUAACAUGGCCUCUUUAGAUGCAGGCAGCUUGGUUAAACAUGCACAAAGGAGGGUAAGGUGGUUGGCACAAGUGAU
Messenger RNA from Strongylocentrotus purpuratus (purple sea urchin), 848 nucleotides. It is a transcript of the gene emc7, whose product is annotated as ER membrane protein complex subunit 7. Gene Ontology annotation, molecular function: carbohydrate binding. The coding region runs from base 53 to 724 and encodes 223 amino acids. The transcript is spliced from 4 exons. The record is from RefSeq and is a predicted model, not a curated record. Gene Ontology annotation, cellular component: EMC complex. NCBI's taxonomy places the organism in Eukaryota, Metazoa, Echinodermata, Echinoidea, Camarodonta, Strongylocentrotidae.